CAAACGGAAGCUAUGGUGGCGAUUACUUUUUACGUCAGAGAAGAAGCGCAGAUAUUUCGAUUGCCCGAUAUUCUACUCCUCUACACAUUAUUAACAGGGCGUUGCUGCGAAAGAGCAUGCAUGCUCAGUCAACUUACCCUGGUUAAUGAUAAUAAAAAAAUAAAUAAUGACAUCAGUUCUGUAAAUGAUAUAAAAAUAUGGAUAAAGUAACAUAUUGUAACAGCGUACCGAACUCUUAUGGUCGAUGCGUAGGCAAUAAGGAUCUUGCUCUUCAGUGAAAACGAGUUUUGUACAGUUAUUACAGUUUAUUGAGCUAGGUUCUAGAAUUGGGUUUUCGUCGAAUGUUAUAAAAAGCUCAACCACUAAACUCUUACUUCUCGAAAACAGUUAAACAUUUUUAUUUCGAGGAUCUGUGAGAGAAGUCGCUUUUCUAAAGACGUCACGUCUUCCAUACGGAAGAGGACGUCAUCUUAUAAUAAUCCGCAUCCCAGAAUCGCAAGAUGUCAUGGAUUCGAGAAGGGGAACUGAGCCUUAUCGAGCGGCUCUCCGCUAAUAUAUUGAAGGCUGGGCCGAUGCCCAAGCACGUGGCCUUCAUCAUGGACGGGAACCGGCGGUACGCCCGCAAGCGCCACGUGGAGAGGCAGGAGGGGCACACGCAGGGCUUCGACAAGCUGGCAGAGACGCUGCGUUGGUGUCUGAACCUGGACAUCCGGGAGGUGACGGUGUACGCCUUCAGCAUCGAGAACUUCAAGCGCUCCAAGGAGGAGGUGGACGGCCUGAUGGAGCUGGCCAAACAAAAGUUCGCCCGGCUGCUGGAGGAGCAGGAGAACCUGGAGAAGCACGGCGUGUGUAUCCGGGUGCUGGGGGACCUGGCCCUGCUGCCACUCGACCUGCAGCAGGCCAUCGCCAAGGCCGUGGUGUCCACCCGGGGGCACAACAAGUGUUUCCUGAACGUGUGUUUCGCCUACACCUCCCGACACGAGAUCACUAACGCCGUGCGAGAGAUGGCCUGGGGGGUGGAACAGGGCCUCAUCAGGUCCAGUGACGUCUCAGAGUUGCUGCUGAGUGAGUGUCUCUAUAGCAGCAGUUCGCCGGAUCCAGACCUACUCAUCCGUACCUCGGGGGAAGUGCGACUGAGCGACUUCCUGCUGUGGCAGACCUCCUAUUCGUGUUUGGUGUUCCAGUCAGUGCUGUGGCCAGAAUACUCCUUCUGGAACCUGUGUGAAGCCAUUCUACAGUAUCAGCUGAAUUACCUGUCCCUGCAGAGAGCUCGAGACAUGCACAAGGAGCAGCAGGCCCUCCAGCAACUCGAGGCUGACCGCCGCUGCGUGGCCGAGCUCCUGAUGCAUUCUGGGAGCGCUAAGGGCAACGGGAAGGACCCCCAGAGCCGGCAGGAGCACCUGCUGACGUACGCGACCGACCGGGAGGACCGGGUGCGAAGCUUCCUGGAGGCGCUCCAGCUGCAGAGGGACAGUUACUUUAAUGACCUGAACGGUCAGGUCCCUCCCGUCUGACCCACAAUGCACCACUACAGAAGGGCAGUCGCUCGUCCCUGCAGAUGUGUGUGCAUAUAGGUGAACUGAGAAGGCUCUUUUACCCCUAUGGGGCUUUGAAAUAUUUAAUUUUACAAGGUAACGGGAGAAGUCUGCGGAAAAAUCUAUCGUUUGAUAUGUAUGCGCGCGUGCAUGUGUUUAUAUGAUAAUUAUAUUUUAUCAUGUAUACAUAAAUUAUAACAUAAGAUUGAGACACCAGUAAUAUUGACUGCCUUGAGGGGCACACACACUUGUGUGCACGACCAACCUGUGAGCAUUGUGGUCUGAAAAAAGUCAAAAUAGAAAGUUCUCUACAAGGAGAAACUCUGCAUUUGUGAGCUGCCUUUGAACCAGUCCUACUCUUCAGGAUUGUGUGCAUAUUUAACUACAUACUGAACACAAUAGGUCUUUGGCUAGAUUUCUCCUUUGACUUGAAUACAUUUGUUAUUUUAUUCUCACUUAAAUGUAUUUUUUUAAAUGUGAGACCACCACACCUACACAUGUUAAAUGUAAAACAAUUAAGACGUUUAUUUUGAUGAUAAACUACCCAGCUGUUGGUACGUGGUCCUGUAAAUGUAAUUCGAAAGGUAUUAAAAUAUAAUGUCUGUA
Messenger RNA from Conger conger (European conger), 2141 nucleotides. It is a transcript of the gene dhdds, whose product is annotated as dehydrodolichyl diphosphate synthase. Gene Ontology annotation, cellular component: endoplasmic reticulum; dehydrodolichyl diphosphate synthase complex. Gene Ontology annotation, biological process: polyprenol biosynthetic process. Bases 501 to 1514 code for a protein of 337 amino acids. Gene Ontology annotation, molecular function: ditrans,polycis-polyprenyl diphosphate synthase [(2E,6E)-farnesyl diphosphate specific] activity. Lineage: Eukaryota; Metazoa; Chordata; Actinopteri; Anguilliformes; Congridae. The transcript has 9 exons. The record is from RefSeq and is a predicted model, not a curated record.